Phyllostomus discolor (pale spear-nosed bat) is the source of this 6436-nucleotide messenger RNA. RefSeq names its product transmembrane and coiled-coil domain family 1 (gene TMCC1). Gene Ontology annotation, biological process: endosome membrane tubulation; membrane fission; endosomal transport. Lineage: Eukaryota; Metazoa; Chordata; Mammalia; Chiroptera; Phyllostomidae. Gene Ontology annotation, cellular component: endomembrane system. Bases 1352 to 2776 code for a protein of 474 amino acids. The record is from RefSeq and is a predicted model, not a curated record. The transcript has 4 exons.
AAAGGUAUCACUGUGUAGUUUACUCAUAAUAACAUUGAGGAUUUAGAGAAAAGAGCCUUGUUUUACAUAACUGAACGUUGGGAUAUUACACGUAUUUCACAGGGUUAUUUGAGAAAUCAAUGGGAUAACAGAUGUGAAAUGCCUAACACACCAAUUGGACAUAGUAGGUUUAUUCCACCAAAGGCUAUAUGCAGCAUAAGAUGUAAUCAUGGUCGCAGGGAAUUGAGAGUCACUGGAGCAGGGAAAAAUUAAUCACAACAAAUUCCACCGUGGUCAGUUAUUCAUUCAGAAGUAAUGAACAAUUUAGAGAGAAGCAUGAAGAGUGCAAAGUUGCAUUAAAAUGAAGCUUUAUCCUUUCGUUGGUUGUCUGGAAGUAGAAUCAAAUAGGAAAAGGCUGGCAAAUGACAGCAAAUUUUUUUUUUAUCUUUAGAACUGCCCUCACAAUUGCCAUUUUUCAUACUUCUUUGCUUGCAUUAAUUUACUCUGAGCUGUUCCUUUUGUGAAGAUUUUUUAAAAACUACAUUGUUCUAAUGAGAGAAGGCAGCUUUAAUAUGUUGAACUUCCUAAUGAAGUUGAAGUCACCCUUGAAGUAUGCCUGUCUGCACCUGACAUUCCUUCCUCGGGCAGGACCCCUCCCUGUGAAUAAGAGGAAAGGCUUGGCCAAUUACCAUAGACAAAGCCGGACAGCUGCCGAGCCCAGCUGGGAGGAGUUUCCUUCUCUGAGCCAAGCUGGUACAGUCUCGGGGCAAGGGGGGUGGGCUGUUGCCAAGUCUUUCUGUUCACACUGCCUCACCCAGUGGAUUACCUGAGUUGGAGGUGGGAAAAGGGAUAUUGCUCUUUGCAUGAGAUCCUCCUCCACUGAGAGGACUUUAGGGUGGGAGGAAUUGUUGCAGUUGCCAGUUUUCUACUAGAGGCAGAAGCUUUCGGAGCCCUUGCACCAUUCCUCCUCCCACACAGACCAGAACAUCAGGUCGGUCGUCCCAGGAAUCGCAGGUGGCACCACAGCGGCAUCCUGAGAUAAUGGUUUGGUGGGAAGGGAAGGGGUGGUCCUUCUGUGUGGACCCCUUACGGCUGACUCACAGGAAGUGCUAGCAGAGCUUGGCAAUGGGUGAAGCCGCUCCAGGAUUCCACCCCUCCCUGCCUCGGCCGGCCCGCCCUCUCUGACAGAGGCUUUGCAGUAUCUCCCCAUAGAACAAUGAAGUGGUUACAAGUCUGUUAAGACUCUCAAGGAAAUUCUUUGGACUACUAUGACAGUCUUCAAAAUGUUUUGCCACCGACUUUUCCAAGAAGCUGUUUUUUAAAACCUCGUCCCUUCGUGGAUUGCUUUGUCUGAAGAUUGCUCAGGGUGACCAUGGUCCAGCGCUUUAGCCUCAGGAGGCAGCUAUCCAAGAUCGAGCGGUUGGAAGUAAGCAGCCUCGCCCAGACUUCCAGUGCAGUGGCCUCCAGCACCGAUGGCAGCAUCCACACAGACUCUGUGGAUGGAACACCAGACCCUCAGCGUACAAAGGCUGCUAUUGCUCACCUGCAGCAGAAGAUCUUGAAGCUCACAGAACAGAUUAAGAUUGCACAAACAGCCCGGGAUGACAACGUUGCUGAGUACUUGAAGCUUGCCAACAGCGCAGAUAAGCAGCAGGCUGCCCGCAUCAAGCAGGUCUUUGAGAAAAAGAACCAGAAAUCUGCCCAAACCAUUCUCCAGUUGCAAAAGAAGCUUGAGCACUACCACAGGAAGCUCCGAGAAGUGGAACAGAAUGGGAUUCCCCGGCAGCCAAAGGAUGUCUUUAGGGACAUGCAUCAGGGUUUGAAGGAUGUGGGGGCAAAGGUGACUGGCUUCAGUGAAGGUGUGGUAGAUAGUGUCAAAGGUGGACUUUCCAGCUUCUCCCAGGCAACCCAUUCAGCAGCAGGAGCCGUGGUCUCAAAGCCCAGAGAGAUUGCCUCACUAAUUCGGAAUAAAUUUGGCAGUGCAGACAACAUCCCUAACCUGAAGGACUCUUUAGAAGAAGGGCAAGUGGAUGAUGGGGGGAAGGCUUUAGGAGUGAUUUCAAACUUUCAGUCAAGCCCAAAAUAUGGUAGUGAGGAAGAUUGUUCUAGUGCCACUUCAGGCUCAGUGGGAGCCAACAGCACCACUGGAGGCAUCGCUGUAGGAGCAUCUAGCUCCAAAACAAAUACCCUGGACAUGCAGAGCUCAGGAUUUGAUGCACUACUACAUGAGAUCCAGGAGAUCCGGGAAACCCAGGCCAGACUAGAGGAAUCCUUUGAAACCCUCAAGGAACAUUAUCAGAGGGACUAUUCAUUAAUAAUGCAGGCCUUACAGGAAGAGCGAUAUAGAUGUGAACGACUAGAAGAACAACUAAAUGACCUAACAGAGCUCCAUCAGAAUGAAAUCUUGAACCUGAAGCAGGAAUUGGCCAGCAUGGAAGAGAAAAUUGCAUAUCAGUCCUAUGAACGGGCCCGGGACAUCCAGGAGGCCCUGGAGGCGUGCCAGACCCGCAUCUCCAAGAUGGAGCUGCAACAGCAGCAGCAGCAGGUGGUACAGCUGGAAGGGCUAGAGAAUGCCACUGCCCGGAACCUACUGGGCAAACUCAUCAACAUUCUUCUGGCUGUCAUGGCAGUUCUUUUGGUCUUUGUCUCCACAGUAGCCAACUGCGUGGUUCCUCUAAUGAAGACGCGCAACAGGACGUUCAGCACUUUAUUCCUUGUGGUUUUCAUUGCCUUUCUCUGGAAGCACUGGGAUGCCCUCUUCAGCUAUGUGGAACGGUUCUUUUCAUCCCCCAGAUGAUGCUGGCAAAAGAAGGCAGUGCUCCCCUACCCUCUGGCGAGUGCAUGCAGCAAAGAAUUAGACAGCAACUUACCUACUCUGAAGUUUUCUACAACAACAGAAGAGUUGAGUGAAUCUGUUUACAUUUAGAAUAAUGUUUUUUUUCUUCAAGAGACGCAAUUGCAAUAGUAUUUUUUAGAUUUUAUCCAAGAAGUUUUUUGGGCGAAAAUCUUGGAUCAUUUUUAUGUAGCAUGAUUUUCCUUGGGAUGCAAAUCUUAAACAGUCCUUUAACAUGAACCAACAAUCUGGAGCACACUGAAGGGCAUCGAAAUUGUGGCUUGAAGGACUGCACUAAAACCCACUAAAAAGAUGUGAAACCUGAUUAGGGAAACUGGUUAAACCUAACACCCUGCCUUGUCUGGGCUCACCACCUCUUUUCCUCCCAGACUAACUCUACUGUGAAAUUGUACCACAUUCCAUGUCUGAAUUUUUGAAUUCAGGGUGGAUUUUCCUUGUCCAUGGAAGAACAUAUGAAUCUCCCUGGCUUUUUCACCCGAGUUGGCCGCUCACACUAACGCUGGAAGUAUGAUCGCUUUUGAACCUGGUCCCUUAACCUUUGCUAGGAUGCAAAAGUGAGAACAUCGUGCCCCACAGGAUCACCACACAGUCCUACUACAGUAUUUUGAAGUAGCCCUCCAAAUACUUAAUUUUAAGCAAAAUCCCAUGGCCGCACUUUUAAGUUGUUUUUUUAAUAUGUGUAUAGUCACCAAUUUAAAAAAACAAAAAGUCCAAACAGCAUACUUGAAGAAUGUACUACUCAAACUCUCAGUGCUUCCUUAUGGUUUCUAAUAGGAUUUUUUUAUUAUUGUUAUUAUUAUUAUUGGGUUUUUUGGGAAAGGGUUGGGAGGGUCUUUUAUUUUUCCUUUGAAAUAAAGAAGUGAUGUUUUUAAAUGAAGAAACGUGUGGAUAUUUAAGUGUGCUGCUCCCUCCUGUCAUGAAACAGUUUGAGUAAGGGAAGACUCGCUGUAAAUGCUGCCCUCCAAUACCCUUGUUUUGCGAUGCAGCUUAAACUCCCUCUUCUGGCUGCUGCUGCUGCUGCUUUUUGGUGUUUGCCGCCCCUCCCCCCACCACUUCCUGGGCUUGGCUUGGUUGGAGAGGGAAGGGGUGUGCAGGGAGAAGCUCGGUAGGGUAGACAUUUUUUGCCCCGAGUAAAUGAUCAGUCUGACUUUGGGCUGGGGUUUGGCUUUAGGAAAAAGCAAGACUGUUUAAGAGAGUCAUAAAUAAUUCCUUGUGUUUCCUUAAUUUAUUUUUUAACACCCUCUAAUUACUGAAACCAAAGUGAUUUUGAAUCUUCUGUCUACAUUUUGGCCUCUGCAUCCUUAAUUUCAAAGCUUUAUUUUGUCUGCCUGAGAGAAUCCACUGAAGGUGAUUCUCAUUAAAGAGCAGAGGAGAUAUCAGGUUAGAAGGAACCAAGUUUGGGGUGUAAAAUGCUGUCAGUUUUCUAUGUAUAUAGGCUGACUUAUUAACAUAACUAUGCUCAGUGGACUUUUAUAGACAGUUCUAAAAAAUGGACUGAGACUUCUUCCUUAUCCUAUAGCCAGUUCCACCAUCCUGGUAGAACUUGUGCUUUCAGAGCUUAUUUAGAAAGUCUGGCUAAUCUUUUCAUGUCUGUAGUGUUGAAUCAAAAUGUUGUUCCCUCUUGGCCUCAGCCCUGUGCAACCAAGUGAUGAGCAAGGGGCACAAGAUGUGCCCUCAGAAUAAUAGCAGAACAUGCUUUGCCUAUUUCCCCCAUCCCCAGGAAAUUCCUUUGAAACCAGAUUAGCAUUGCCUUGCCCCUCUGAAAGCGUGGUUUACACGACAGCUCCAGCCUCCUGGGGUUUGGCAGGCUGGCCUUCUCAGAGUCAGCAUGUUGUUACCAUAAUCAUUUCGAUAUUUUAACUCAGGUACCCCAGACUUCAUUCCAUUCCCAGAUGACUGUAGCACACCUGUUAGUUCUGUUGACCUCUCAAAAUUAGUGCCCAGAGCAGGGACCAGGGUUAAUUUUUUUUUUUUUAAUCACGGGGUGAUUUUUUUUUAAUAAUUGGAACCAUUUCGUGUUCAGCCAAAAACAAUUGUUCCCAAACAUGUGUAUUUAAAAUGUUAACUUUGCCUAAAAAUAUUGCAGUGACUUUAGAGAGGAGUGCCAAAGGACACGUGACCUUGCUGAACUAGCAGUUGACCCUUUCUGCCGGAACUUACUGCUCAGAGUAGAGAACCCUACAAAGUUAUUGAAAAGAUUCUCUAGCCACAGUCCUCCAGUUUUUCGAAGAUGGAGCCUUUGAGUCCUCUAAACUAUGUCGAGACUAUUAAGUUUUGUGGGCACUUGAAGUCACUGUGAUAGAUGAAUUGUUCCAGAUGCCCUGGAAUGGUUUCAGUCAAAGGAAGGUUUUCACCUCCGGAAAGCCCCCUGAGCUCCCAGCCAAACAUGCCCUUGCUAACUCUACAUCUUCCUCUGUCGUGCCGUCUUAGGAAGGCCCUCCAGGUUGGGUCAGGCACAGCAAUGGCCUUCUGUCUCUUGAUUGUUCGCCAGGCCAAACAGUUGUCUGUUUUUAAUGCUUUUUGUGACCAUGACUCUGUUUUGAUGCCUUUCCCCAUUUUCCGCACCUAUUACCUUUGAGCUUCUUUGCAUCAUGGCUGUUCUUGGAUUCUCUCAUCUGUUCAAAGCUCUUCUAUAACUUCGCUCUAAUGAUUUAACAAUUUUUCUGUGGGUGGAAAAUUCCCCUCAUUUUAAUGCUUCUUCUCUUUUAAAAGACUACAUGCAUUCCUUUUGAAAUGAAGCAUUCCUGGAUUACUUGUUAGUGGUGGUGCAAGGCUGGCUGUGGUGGCCUGGGUGACUCUUCAGGUUGUAGAAUGCUGAUACUUUACUGGUUUAUGAUCACUGAAGGAUAUGUCUGCUCCAAUUUCAAUUCUUUGGUAUAUACUCAGUGCAUCCUAGCAAGGAAGGCUUUCUAUUCCACAGGCUCCUACAGUAAAAGUAGGUUGAAUUUUAUCCUUCACUGAUGGUGGUGCCCUUCUCUCCCCUGUACCCCCUCCACCCAAUUGAGGGAAAAAUCAGAUACCAAGAAUAGUACUGGGAUCAAGCCUUCCUUGCUAGCCAUGUCCUAUUAAUAAGCAUAUUUUUAUGUGGUUUUCACUGCAUUUGGUUUUGUUGGUAAUUUCAUAUUCCUUUGAGGUACAGUCAGAUGAAAUGCUGAGUUCUGAGCAAGUUCCAGAAAGGAGCUGCCUUUCAGCUUUGGAAAAUAUGCAUCCAAAACAAAACCAAAUAUUCCACAAAUUCAGAGGCAAAAUUAUGGUUCUCACCCCCAAAUGAGACUGGGGAUUUUGAAUGUGGCUCUAAGAGUUAACAUUUCUGUCUGUUAUGUAUGCUAGGUGAUACCCUCAGUAGGAUUGACUACUAGACUGUAAGUGUGUUUUAUCAAGGUGUGUAAGAGUAAAAACUCACUUGCACGAAUUGAAAAGUACAGAAAUGACACUUGUGAACGUGUGAACGUUAACACUGUAGUUGGUAGAUCUUAAGCUGCUAAUUGUUGAGAGAGAAUUACGUUUGCAUCUGUCUGGCUGCUGCAGACCUGCAGCAGCACUUUCACUGUACAUACGAAUUGAAAUAAAGACCUCGGCUGUUAAUGAGGUGGUUGGACUCGG